GUUCGGCUACAACGAGAUGAUUGACGCCUCUAACUGGAUAUUACUUGGGAGGGAUGGUCUUUUUUUCCUUGGGAGGGCAGGGCAAGGCCUUUGCUUUCGUCUCCUGGUCUUGUCUCCUCACCUCUCCUUGUCUGGUCUGGUUAAUAAUGAUGUGGAUGGAGAUGGCAAUAAUGGAGACGAAGACGGGGGAUGGAGACUGGAAGGGAAGACGGUGGCUCUUGAUUCCGUUUAGUCGUUGGCUCCUGCGGGAAAAGGCGACGCAAGCGCCAAGCAACGGAGGUGGAAGAAAAACGAGAGAAAUCUUGCACAAGUCCCCAGUGUCAAGACUCAAGAGAUCGAUGAUCAAUUAAACGAGCGAAUGAUCGGCCGGAGUGACCGGUUGAUACGUUUACUUCAAAGGUGAUAGACUCGAUGACAAGCGAAGGUGACCUCACGAGAACACCACAAGGGUGUGUCGAUGAGGAUGGAGGUUGGUUAGAG
Molecule: messenger RNA, 480 nt
Organism: Aaosphaeria arxii CBS 175.79
Lineage: Eukaryota; Fungi; Ascomycota; Dothideomycetes; Pleosporales
Exons: 1
Coding region: 54-350 (98 amino acids)
Source: RefSeq, a predicted model, not a curated record